This is a messenger RNA of Periophthalmus magnuspinnatus, 1332 nucleotides long. RefSeq names its product ubiquitin-conjugating enzyme E2Ib (gene ube2ib). The coding region runs from base 185 to 661 and encodes 158 amino acids. The record is from RefSeq and is a predicted model, not a curated record. The transcript is spliced from 7 exons. Gene Ontology annotation, molecular function: SUMO conjugating enzyme activity. Gene Ontology annotation, cellular component: nucleus. Gene Ontology annotation, biological process: protein sumoylation. NCBI's taxonomy places the organism in Eukaryota, Metazoa, Chordata, Actinopteri, Gobiiformes, Gobiidae.
AAAACCGGAAGUCCUGACAUUUUACUAUUUCAUUUUGCUGCUCGCGUCUGGUUGGACUCGAAGCUGGUGGUUGUUCAGGAGGGAAACUUUACAACCUUUAACUGGAUUUGAACACGUUCAGUUCCUUCAGUGUCAUUAAAAAACAUAGUGUCGCCACAUUGAAAGUUUCAGGAGGCUACCAAUAAUGUCUGGGAUUGCAUUGAGCCGGCUUGCCCAGGAGCGCAAAGCAUGGCGUAAGGACCAUCCAUUUGGAUUUGUUGCUGUACCGACAAAAAAUCCAGAUGGGACCAUGAAUCUCAUGAAUUGGGAAUGUGCUAUUCCUGGCAAGAAAGCGACACCAUGGGAAGGAGGUCUUUUCAAACUCCGCAUGUUAUUCAAGGAUGACUAUCCGUCUUCUCCUCCAAAAUGUAAAUUUGAGCCACCACUUUUUCAUCCAAAUGUAUAUCCUUCAGGCACAGUAUGCCUUUCUAUUUUAGAGGAAGACAAGGACUGGAGACCAGCCAUCACGAUAAAACAGAUCCUACUAGGCAUCCAAGAACUCUUAAAUGAGCCAAAUAUCCAGGAUCCAGCCCAAGCAGAGGCCUACACAAUCUACUGCCAAAACAGAGUAGAAUAUGAAAAAAGAGUUCGAGCACAGGCCAAAAAGUUCUCUCCAUCGUAAGGAACAAGACUUCAGCUGAAGGAAUGGGUUUAACAAGGAUGACCUCUCGCUCAGUCUCUCAAUGAAUGUGCUCCUCUCACAUCGAGACUCACUUAAAGACUUGUAUUUAAACUCCACACAUUCUGUGCCAUCCGCCCUCCCAUUUUUGUUCUUAACUGCCGGUUGGCACAUAAUGCCGGGAGGGAGUGGGUGCUUGGGCGCCUGAUUCUUUCUUUUUAAACAUUGUCUUAUAAGGUGCAAAGGACACAGCUCAGUACCAGUCUCUACUCCAUGAAGCUGGCUGUCAUCAAUGUUCAAGAAAGAAGUGUCUUUGUUAUUCUUUGCCCUCUCUCUUGGGUUCCCUUUUGUUUUCAAUCCACCUAAUGUACAUUUUGCUUAUUUCAUUGUCAGUAUUUCCACUGCUGUAUAAUGACUGGCACUUUUCUACUGUCGUAUCUCACUAGUGUCUCUAGAUGCCUCCAUCUAAUUCUUUCCCAGGUUUUCUACUUGGCAUGCUGUAAUAUAUGGAACUCUGCUGCCUCUAUUUUUUUUGUUUGUUUUCAGAGUUUGCUUUGAAAUAAAUAAAAUGGCCACAUUGACUGAGGCAGGUAGGCUUUCUUCUGUAUCUGGAUGUAAGGUAAAAUGGUGCUUUGUUCAUGUAUGUGUUGGCAUAAAUAAAACUUUUUAUAGAA